AGAACAGUCUGUGGUCUGCAAAUACACUACGACGAUUCGAGGUAGCAUACAUACACUGAUAAGGUGUGACGCAAUAUGGACGAAAGCAUAACUUCUCGGGCUUCGCCAAGAUCUUUACACUCAAGAAUUGGAACGCCAGUUAGAUUCAUCAACCGUUCGAGAAGCCGUGUUAAAGUAUUAUGGUUAAAUUAUCAGGGAGAACAAGUUCUGUAUUCAACUCUUGAACCAUUAAACGGUCGUUACGAUGUGAACACUUACGUGACACAUCCGUGGAUAGCACGCGAGGAACCAACGAAUGCUGUUAUGCUUUUGAACUUCAGAAAAAUUUACUUUCCCGCGGCGCCUGAAGUUCGACGUAUAGAGAAUGAGAAUCGCAAUGUACAUGUCACAAGCGAAGUUGUCAUCACACCCAACGUGCCAUACACCCUUCAGGAGUGCUGUAAAGACCGUCUAAAGAAGAUUGUUCUCCCACAGAACAUCAGUCAACUUCCUCUCCCACAAACAAUCAUCAGACAAAUUGCACAGUCAGUGUGAUUGAAAAUUCUCAGUCUUUCAUUGUUAUCUGAUAAUAGCUGUUGCUUGAGGAAGGGAGGGGGGAAAUAAGGUGGGGGCAGGGGGGGUGAGCCUAAGCCAUGUAUUACACUGUGGUAGAACACAACAGGCAUUUGUGAACACGAGGGGAAGUGGAAAACACAAGCAGCAGGCAAGUGUUUUCUACAUUUCUCAAGUGUUCUCAAAUGUCUGAAGUGUUUUAUCAGUGUAAUACACGGCUUAGGCUUCUUUAUUUGUUAAAUAUAUAUUAAUUAAAAAUCAUAAAAAAAUUCUGUAUCGGGCUUAUAUAACAGAGACCAUCUGAUCAGAGAGACAUUGGGUUCUCAGAAAGUCCCGUCCACCAGCUAAACCUCAGGCUACUUCUGAACUGAACUUUGACUGACCUUGUAUCAAGACAGUCAAGGCUGUAGCUAAGGAGUGGGUACAUGGGGUCAGGGUCUGGUGAAUAUUGUCAAUUACACUAGCACUGUAGGAUAAAAAUUGAAGAAAGUCUUUGUCAUCCCUUUGUAUUCUUGAUGUUUUGUCCUUUUCCCCAAUUGUUUUUUUCUUUUGAAAUAUCUCCAAGAGAAGACAUAAAAUAGCACUUCAGACUCAAUUUCCAAAUUUUCUGGGGAGCAUGCUUCCAGACCUCCUUAGAGGCUUGUCUCUUCAGCAGUUGAAUCCGUGUCAGCAUUCUACUUCAUGAAACUAGCCCACAACUACCUAAAUUAGUUAGAACCCUGCUGUAAGAUGAUGAUCAUUAUCAUAUAACUGAGAAAAUUACUUCUAAUCAUCGUAAUUGGCUGAGAGCAGGCCAGAUUAUCGUUAAUUCUUAAUUUGCACUGUGGUGCAAAUUAACGUGCACACAUUUGCAAUUUUCUCAGUCAUAAAUAAGUCAUCGUAUAAAAGCUUGAGCAAUUAAGGAUUUACACUACUCGUGAUAUUUGAAAAUUCUUUUAAACUGCCCUUGCCUUUAAUUUUGAGAGAAUUUUCAAAUAUCACUCUUGGUGUAAAUCCUUAAAUUAUUGCACUUGCAUUCAUACAAUUAUUACCUAUACCCAUUUCCUUCUUUAAGUCAAUCAAGACAUCCACAAUUUCCUUGACCAUUUUAAUAAAUAUCCAUUUGGCAAACUAAACUGUACAUGUUGACAGGUUUUGUAAAUUUAUCUGGCAUUAACUAUGUGCUUACUUACAUCUAUAACAUUGUUGACAGCUGAGGAUAAAUCAUUUUGUGCCAACCUGUAUCAACCUCCCAACUCAAAUAUGUUUUGUAAUUGGAGGAGAAUGUGUCACGUGUCAUGGGUCAAAACUCACUAACUCCC
Messenger RNA from Orbicella faveolata, 1853 nucleotides. Its product is annotated as von Hippel-Lindau disease tumor suppressor-like. The record is from RefSeq and is a predicted model, not a curated record. Lineage: Eukaryota; Metazoa; Cnidaria; Anthozoa; Scleractinia; Merulinidae.